Molecule: messenger RNA, 3423 nt
Organism: Didymella exigua CBS 183.55
Lineage: Eukaryota; Fungi; Ascomycota; Dothideomycetes; Pleosporales; Didymellaceae
Exons: 1
Coding region: 1-3423 (1140 amino acids)
Biological process (GO): transmembrane transport
Source: RefSeq, a predicted model, not a curated record
AUGUCCACGCUGCGCGCCUUGCCGACCGUCCUCUUCUUCCUCGUCCUCGCCUCGUUCCUCCCACACGCGAAGGCCGUGUACAUCAACUUCGAGAACUGCCUGACGCCGCUUACCCUCGACGGGAACGUACCGUAUCUCAAAUUCACGCCCAUGUAUGUAUGGGCAGCGUUCGACACCCACAACCCCACACACAACUUGAACGUCACGAUCUAUGGGAAUGUAUCAGGCCAGUCUAAUAGGGGUACAUUACCUCCUUCCACAGACACAGACGCCUGGAAUGACCCCAACAGCACUAGUACACUGUUUGGAAAAAUCGAAGAUGUCGACAAGGCUUCCAACCUCUACACGACACUGUUCUCAGACUUCAGGACGCUCACUUACUCGUCGUGGACUCCAAAGGGUGUACAGUUCUGCGCGAACACUUUCAAUAACUCGGUGUCAGACUGUCCUAUAGGACCAGCUUUCAACGCCAAUGCCAGCGAUCCAGAGACUCUGCCAGGCUUCACCAUAGCGCACGACUUCCACAGCACCUAUGCUUUCUCCACAUGGGCCUCUGAGUUGCGCAUCGUGUCAGGCAGUGUGCAGGCAUACACCCUCGGUUGUGUAUCUGCGAACAUCACUCCGGAUUUGGGCAAGCGGCUUUCAGAUGCGUUCUGCUACUUUCCGAUGGCUGUGCUUAUACUUGUGGGCGUUGCGACUGUCUUUGCAGCCACCUGCAGUCCGUGGGGAACGUCAAACAUCUUCCAUUGGACUAGCAAUUACGGUCGUGACGAGGACCUUCUGCGUCUUGUCACCCCAGGCUUCGGUGAUUGUCUGCAGUACAUUCAGUUCGUCGUCUUGGCAGGCAGUCUUAGCCUGAACUAUCCUGGCUUUUUCCAACCGGUAAUUAGCCAGGCUAGCUGGUCUGUUCUCCUGUUCAAUGAGAGCUUUGUGAGCAAGGGCAAUGGUUCGCAAAGCCUCAACGACGGUAUCUACAUUGUCAACGGCACCUACGGACUGACUCGACUUGGACAAUAUGUAGGUAUGACUAGAGAGCGAGACAUGUGGGCUUGCAUGGCCAUCUUUCUCCUCGUCCUUAUUGCCAUUGUCAUCGUAAUUACACAGCUUGGCUUCGUCGGACGAUGGCUGAUGCGAAUGAUUGCCAACAACAACGACGGCGACCUCACCGGCAAGAACUGGUCAUUCACUGCCGGUCAUGUUGUUCGCAUCGUGUUCAACUACUUUAUGCUUCCAAUCAUUGCACUUUCGUUAUUCCAGAUGGUUACAGCACCGCGAUCGUCCGGAUCUGUUGUUGGCGCCGCCGUGGUGCUUCUCAUUGGCGUCAUGGGAAUUGCGUUCUGGAUCUUCUGGCUGAUUUUUACGACACGGCCGCGCGCUCAUCUUUUCGACGAUCUACCAACUGUGUUGACAUAUGGACCUCUGUACAACACAUACUCGGAUGACGCCGCACCAUUUGCCUUCAUUCCUGUAUUGCUAACCAUCAUACGUGGCAUUGCCAUUGGGGCCAUUCAGCCCUCUGGCAUUGCCCAACUUAUCAUGCUCGCUAUCUGCGAGGUAAUUCUAAUCCUAACGCUUCACGCUUUCCGGCCCUUCCAGUCGAACACAUCAAUGAACGCCUACCAUACUUUCUUCUCGGUUGUUCGGCUUACUUGCGUUCUCCUUUCGGUCGCCUUCGUACCUUCUCUCGGUGUUGCCGAGUCCUCGAAAGGCUGGAUCGGAUACGCGAUUCUACUUCUGCACGCCAUUGUGCUGGUAUUUGGCUUCUUUCUCAAUUCCCUGCAGACGAUUGUUGAGGUCAUCGCACGAUUAUCGGGCGCCGGCGCGGAUACCAGAGGUGGCCUUAGCAAGGUCUUUGGCAAACGCCAGCUCUCGAAACGAGUGAAUCACCGGCCGCAACGCAGCAGCCUGAACUCAAAUGCAGCGAUGCUUGCUGCUGAUGAGAGUAAGAACACGCAGCUUAUGAACAGUCGGUCGCGUAGUAUGUCUGCCAGCUCCGGCGUGUUACUGAACCAGCCGUACGACCUAGACGAGCGCCGUCGAAGCGGAGGGUUUGACUUCAGCGAAGGCAACAGUCCUGGCACGCCGGGAGUCAAUGCAAUGCCAUUCAACUUCCUCGGCGGUGGAUCCGGGCAGAGCUCCCGAAGACCGACAAUGGGCCCAGCAUUGGACGCAGCAGAUCCUUACUACAGACCACCCCGCGUACGUACGAACACUAUGGACUCGGUCGGCCCUGGCACACGUGGUCGAGGACCACAGCCACCAGGGAGCGCAGACAUUGUCGAUGGGCCGCCGUACUCAGAUCAGAUGGACAUUGAAGCUGCUAACGACGUCGGCGAGGGUCCUUCACGAGCGUCGCCAGCAUACUUGCGCAUGAACCGCGAGAACGACUCGGAUCCGAAUCUCGAACGUCGCAACAACACCGACUACUCGGUACGAGAGUCUGAUUUCUACUAUGGUCUACGAGGACCCGCUCUGUCAUCACAGCCCAGCCGAAAGUUGAAGACGGGACCUGCUGAUCCGAUGAGUCCGGUAUCAUCUGCUACAGGGUGGUUCAAGAGUCUGAACUUGAUGGGCGGCGGUCGCAAGAAGGAGAAGAGCAAGGGUUUCGAGGUGGUGAGGAGUACCAGAAUGCCACCGCAGAUGAUGGCGGUAGCAGAACAAGAAGAGCAUGAUGGCGAGGCAUCGCCACGACGGGUGCAAGAACCCUACCGCGAUGAUCCUGAUUCGCCGGAAUCCAAGAAGAGCCAAAAGAGUGGACCACGAAGCGUAGCGCCGGCUGGAGUGCUUGCGGGUGAGAGCAGAAGAUCGCGGUCAAGCGACAGCGAGUCUGACUUUAGCAACGAAGACUCUUCCGCAUACGACCCGUCAAACAGAGUAUCUGCGAUUCCGCCUAUGCUAGGGCCCAUCGAGACGGGCGGCGGUAUCGAGCUUCCCAGUAGAGCUGGGUCGCGCAUAUCUCGCAGGUCGACGCGCGGACCAGGGCGUGUUGGUGCACCAUCGAUACCGAGAAGGAGCUCCAGACGAACAGCAUCGACGGAAGCUGCGAUUCUCGAAAACCAGUCCCGGUUGUCAACGAUAAUGGACGGGAGCCCCGCUAUGCCGCAGAGCAACCAUCAUCUUCAACCCAUGGGUGGGGCAUUGCCGUACCGAUUGCCAUUUGGGUCCUCGGAGCCUUCACCUGAGCGAUCACCAGGUCACUCGGCAGCAUCGAGUGUGUGGCGACAGUCGCUCGCACCACCACCGUCCCUAGGCGGUCACGGAACAGUGAGCACUGGGUACGUGCAGGGCCACAGGACGCAAGACAGCUUCCACAGCGAUGGCUAUGACGGUGCCGACAUCGAAGCCAGGGCCGAGAUCGUCGACCGAAGUCUAAGCGGCAGCACACACAUGAGCGGACGGAGCCGAAGGUCGAGGCAGCUCUGA